GACCCCAACACAACGUCUCGCUCAUGCGCAGCACGUCCAGCUGGGAUCCGAAUCACACAGCAUGAAUACCUUCGGUGGCGGAUCGUCCUCGGAAUCCGAAUCGGAGUAUGACUUCCUACACCCAUCCGCCGACCCAAAUGCCGACGAGUUCGCCGACUACAAUCCACGGAAGCGGAGGCGGACAGGGCGUGAUGCGAAGGAGAGCGCGGCGCUGGGUGUAUUUGGCAGCGAGAGCGAAGAUGAGGGGCCUGGGAGACGGUGGAAGAGCAAGACGCUGAGGGGGAAGGGGAUGGCAUUUGUGUCCUCGGGCGACAACCUAAUUAAGGGCGAGGAGGACAACGAGGAAGAGGAACAUACGACAGCGAGAGCUGGGGGGCAAUACCUUGAAGACGCCGAAGAUGUGGAUAUUGACGACGCUGCCGACGACACUGAGGAAGUACCUCGAGCUGGCCUCGGAGCCCAAAGCGCUCCCAGUCUUGGACAACGGAAACAGGGCCUUGGUGGCGGACUGGGAUGGCAAAGCCCUGCGGCGCGAAGCAUGAGGCUGGGCAAUGGAGGUUCUACGUCACCUUUAGGCCAUGGUUUCAUGCCAUCCUCUGCAGCAAUACCUGUCCUCAAGGACUUCAGUGACGAGAAGUCAGUCAAACGAGUUGCUAUGCCCAGCGCAUUCUCGACACCGACAGCUGCGAAGGGUGGGCGGCCUGGUGCACAGAAGGCAGCACCAAUAAAUGCGGGGUCGUUCGCUGCAAGGAUGAUGGCAAGGAUGGGAUACAAAGAGGGGGAAGGCCUGGGGAAGGAAGGACAAGGGCGCAGCGGGGUCAUCGAGGUUCAAUUACGGCCUCAGGGCGCUGGAUUGGGAGCUGUGAAGGAGAAGUCCAAACAAGAGAAGGAGGAAGAGAAGCGACAAGCUGCUAAGAGAGGCGAGGUGUUGGAGGAUUCAGAGGAGGAGGAGAGGAAGAGGCGUCGCAGAAAGGCGAAGACGAGCGGGACGGAUAGUGGUAUGAGCACGCCAAAGCGACGACCGAAACCGAAAUUCCAAAGCCUACCGGAACUUCAAAAAGCUGCCCCAGGGUUGAAAAUCCCAGAUGCCUUUACUCCUAUCCUGGACAUGACUGGUUCUGGUCAGAAAUUCCUGACGGCCAGUUCUGGUCUUGCAACGCCUACUUCCGGUGUUGUCGAGUCUACCGAAGUAGUGGAGGCUAGAAAGCUGGCACGAAGAGCACAGAAUGACCUAUCGUCCUUCGUCGAGGAAUGGAAGAACCUGGAGGAACGAAAGGCUUGGGUUGAAAUGGAAAUACUACAGCAACAGCAAGCUGUGGACGAACAAAAUGGCUCUUCGGAGCAAUUAAGGAAGGCUGCGGGGAUUGUCGAGGGGUUAUCGGUCGCAGUGCGAGAUGGGCAGUGGGACCCAGUCAUAGAUGCCUUGGCGGUAGUGGAAAAACUCGAUGUAGCUGGUAACGAUGAGCUGGCAAGCAUCGCCGUUGCGGCUGUCCACCCCUUCUUCCGCCAGGCCGUCGAAGGCUGGCAGCCGCUGGAAGACCCAAAACUCAGUGGCGUCGCAUCUGAUGGAUUCGUCUCUGCCAUCUCCGGAAUCAGGAAACUCCUUGGGAUGAUCCCCGAGCCCAACGGAAGCUCCGCUCAUACUACCAAACCUCACAGCAACCGCGUCCAUAAAACAACACCUUACGAAUCCCUUAUUUACACCGUCUGGUUUCCCAAAGUUCGCUCCGCCAUAACCAACACCUGGGACGUGAAAAACCCCACUCCGCUUCUCACGCUUCUGGACCUAUGGACUCCGCUCCUCCCGCCCUUUAUUAAAUCUCAGAUCUUUGAGCAUCUCAUUUUCCGCAAACUCGACGAGGCCAUCGCCGAUUGGAACCCCAAAAAGCGCUCCAGAACGAACAGCCUGCCGCACAUGUGGCUCUUCCCCUGGCUACAACACCUGCCCGCUCACCAUUUGGAUCCUCGCUCUUCAUCAGGACUUGUUGCUGAUGUCAAGCGAAAAUUCAGAGUGCUUAUCGACAGCUGGGAUUUCCGGCGUGGUGUCAUCCCCGGACUUACACAGUGGAAUGACCUUCUCCGACCGUCGUCGUCCAGUAAAGAUGAUUAUUGGACACCCCUCCUCAUCAACCACGUCCUCCCCAACCUCGCCAAGUACCUCCGCAACAAUUUCCAAGUAACCCCCCAAGACCAAGAACCCUACAUGAAGACCCUAACCAACGUCCUCGAAUGGCAAGACAUCCUGGGCAACAGAAUCACAGGCCAACUCCUCGUCGACGAGCUCUUCCCAAAGUGGCACGACGUCCUCCACCAAUGGCUCACUCUCAACGACGUCAACUACCUCGAAAUCAGGGACUGGUUCGACUUCUGGCGCACCAUCAUCCCCGCCUCCCUCUCCUCGGUCCCCUCCGUCCAGCAAGAAUGGCAAAAAGGCAACGCCCUCAUCAACGCCGCCCUCGACCUCGGCGCGCGCGCUAAAACCGAUCUCCCCGCGCCCACACGCCCAAGUCGCGCCAGUCCCACAGCGCAGCCAGCGCCGGAACCGGCGCCGAAGAUCGAGAAGCCGGAGCUGGAGGAGGUCACGUUUAGGCAUCAGUUGGAGGAUUGGUGUAUGGCGAGGGACCUGCAGUUUAUCCCGGAGAAGAGCACGUUGGAGGCGAAUGGGCCAGUGUAUCGCGUUACGGCGGCGGCGAUUGGGAAGGGGGGUGUGUUGAUUUAUUUGAGGGGGGAUUCGAUAUAUGCGCAGAUCAAGAGGGGCACGUGGACGCCGCUUGGGAAGGAGACGGAUGCGUUGUUUGAGUUGGCGCAUCGGUAGAGCAGAGGCGGGCGGGUUGCAAGCUCAUGUAUUUCUCAGCGAGUGGUAAGACUAGGAAAUUGGAAGUCUAAUCACUAUAAUACGGAAUAAAGUAUACGGCACUCAAUUUG
Molecule: messenger RNA, 2925 nt
Organism: Pseudogymnoascus destructans
Lineage: Eukaryota; Fungi; Ascomycota; Leotiomycetes; Thelebolales; Thelebolaceae
Exons: 1
Coding region: 62-2815 (917 amino acids)
Biological process (GO): spliceosomal complex disassembly
Cellular component (GO): U2-type post-mRNA release spliceosomal complex
Molecular function (GO): nucleic acid binding
Source: RefSeq, a predicted model, not a curated record